Messenger RNA from Racocetra persica, 405 nucleotides. The record is from the annotation of a GenBank genome assembly. NCBI's taxonomy places the organism in Eukaryota, Fungi, Glomeromycota, Glomeromycetes, Diversisporales, Gigasporaceae.
AUGUCUCAAAAGAACAAAGCAAAAUCAACACCUAUCUUGAAAAAGCCAUCAAACGCCUCUACCGAUUUAUCAGAAGUUCACCAGAAUCUUCUCAAUUUCAGAAACCAGAGCUUCACUACAUAUCAAGAAAGAGAAGACCAGCUCAAAACACCCUCUGAAUUUAGCAAUAAUGAUGGUGACUUCUUCGACAAUUAUGAGGAAAAAGAAACAGAAGAAGUAGAAAGUUAUUGUACUGAUGGCUCUGCAGAUGAUGAAGAACUUUAUAAAGAAGAAAACCCCUUCGCAAACCCUGAAAAUGAUAUUAAAGAAUUAGUGCAAGUAGAAACAUUAAAUGAAAAACAAAAAGAAAAGACUACUUAUCUAUUGCGGCAGUUUGGCAAUUUGUUUGCAAUCAGACUAGAUUAG